AUGGCGGCCCCGGCCGCGCUGCGCCCGCUCCUGCCCCUCGUCCCCGUCGCCGCCGCGCUGGCGCUGGCCGCGGGCGGGGGCACCGCGGGGACAGAGCCGCGCUCCGGCAGCGACAUCGUCCAUCCCAUCAAGGUCGACGAGAGCGGAGCCUUCCUGUCCUACGACUUGUCCCACCGGGCCCUUCACCGGAGGUCUCCUGCCUCCAGGAGCAAGCUCCCCGCCUUCUACGAGCUGCAGUACCGAGGGCAACCCCUGAAAUUCAACCUGAGCCUCAACAGGCACCUCCUGGCCCCGGGCUUUGUCAGCGAGAGGCGUUUCGGGGGCAUCGCCGGCGCCAAGAUCCAGCCCCGCUCCUACAACCCGUGCCAUAUGAUCGGGGAGGUGCGGGGCCGGGCGCGGCAGGCGGGGCUGGCUGCCCUCAGCACCUGCGAUGGCCUGAAAGGUGUGUUUCAGCUGAUGAACGAGGACUAUUUCAUCGAGCCCGUGUCCAGCAGCCCCCGGGAGGAGGGAGCAGCACAGCCCCACAGGAUCUACAAGCGCCAGGUGCCCAAGGGCAGGGCUGAGCAGGGCAGGAGCCCCCCGGCCCCGCGGGAGCCCUGCGGCGUGCCAGAGUCUCAGGAAAGCCUGGAGUGGUCUGAGAGGCGCAGGGAGAGGUGGGAGCAGAAGCAGCACAGGAGGAGAAGGAUCAAGCAGCGCUCCAUCAGCAGGGAGAAGUGGGUGGAGACGCUGGUGGUGGCAGACACCAAGAUGGUGGAGUUCCACGGCAGUGCCAACAUCGAGAAGUACGUGCUGACCGUCAUGAACAUGGUGGCAGGGCUGUUCCACCACGCCAGCAUCGGGAACCCCAUCAACAUCGCCAUAGUGCGGCUGAUCCUGCUGGAGCACGAGGAGGAGGACCUGAAGAUCUCCCACCACGCAGACAACACCUUGAAAAGCUUCUGCAAGUGGCAGAAGAGCAUCAACGUGAAGGGAGACUCCCACCCCCUGCACCACGACGUCGCUGUGCUGCUCACCAGGAAGGACAUCUGUGCUGCCAUGAACAGGCCCUGUGAGACCUUGGGGCUGUCCCACGUGGCCGGGAUGUGCCAGCCCCACCGGAGCUGCAACAUCAACGAGGACACGGGGCUGCCGCUCGCCUUCACCGUGGCCCACGAGCUGGGACACAGUUUUGGGAUUCAGCAUGAUGGAAGCAGCAAUGACUGUGAGCCAGUUGGGAAAAGACCUUUCAUCAUGUCUCCACAGCUCCUGUAUGACACGUCCCCACUCACCUGGUCCCGCUGCAGCCGCGAGUACAUCACACGCUUCCUCGACCGGGGCUGGGGGCUGUGCCUGGAUGACCCCCCAGCCCGGGAGCUGCUGGACUUUCCCCUGGUGCCCCCGGGUGUCCUGUACGACGUGAGCCACCAGUGCCGGCUGCAGUACGGCCCCUACUCCACCUUCUGCGACGACAUGGACAGUGUCUGCAGCACGCUGUGGUGCACGGUGGGGAACACGUGUCACUCCAAGCUGGAUGCAGCUGUGGAUGGCACAGCCUGCGGGGAGAGCAAGUGGUGCUUCAACGGCGAGUGUGUUCCCGUGGGCUUCCGGCCCGAGCCCAUCGACGGCGGCUGGAGCUCCUGGAGUGCCUGGGCCUCCUGCUCCCGCAGCUGUGGGGCUGGAGUGCAGAGUGCUGAGAGGCACUGCAGCCACCCCACGCCCAAGUACGGGGGCCGGUAUUGCCUGGGCGAGCGCAAGCGGUUCCGGAUCUGCAACGUGCGGCGCUGCCCCCCGGACAAGCCCUCCUUCCGCCAGGUCCAGUGCAGCCAGUUCAACCCCAUGCUCUACAAAGGGAAGCUCUACAAGUGGACACCAGUGCCCAACAACAUGAACCCCUGCGAGCUGCACUGCCGGCCCGAGCACGAGUACUUUGCGGAGAAGCUGCGGGACGCGGUGGUGGACGGCACGCCCUGCUACGACAGCGACGCCAGCCGCGACGUCUGCAUCAACGGCAUCUGCAAGAACGUGGGCUGUGACUACGAGAUCGACUCGCACGCCGUGGAGGAUCACUGCGGGGUGUGCCACGGGGACGGCUCCACCUGCCACACCGUCCACAAGACCUUCGAGGACAGCGAGGGGCUGGGUUACGUGGACAUUGGGAUUAUCCCCGUGGGAGCCCGGGAGAUCCGGAUUGAAGAGGUGGCAGAAGCUGGGAAUUUCCUGGCGCUGCGGAGCGAGGACCCCGAGAAGUAUUUCCUGAAUGGAGGCUGGACCAUCCAGUGGAACGGGGACUACAGGGUGGCAGGGACCACCUUCACCUACAAGAGGACGGGCAACUGGGAGAACCUCACCUCUCCGGGGCCCACCGUGGAGCCCGUGUGGAUCCAGCUGCUGUUCCAGGAGACCAACCCCGGGGUGAGGUACCAGUACACGAUCCAGCGCCCGGCUGACAGUGAGAACGAGGUCGAGCAGCCCGAGUUCCUGUGGCGCUUUGGCUCCUGGACCACCUGCACGGCCACCUGUGGGACAGGGGUGCAGCGGCAGGUGGUGCACUGCGUGGAGAGGCUGGCGGGCCUGGUGGAGGAGCGGUUCUGCGACGCGCUGACGCGCCCCGACGACCAGCAGCGCACCUGCAGCGAGGAGCCCUGCCCGGCCAGGUGGUGGGUGGGUGAGUGGCAGCAGUGCUCAGCCACGUGUGGCCGGGCAGGGCUGAUGAAGAGGACGGUGCUGUGCAUCCAGAGCGUGGGGCUGGAUGAGCAGAGGGCCCUGCAGCCAGCAGACUGCCAGCACCUCACCAAGCCAGAUGCCACCAUGCCCUGCCACCCAGAGGUCCCCUGUCCCUCCCCGUGGGCUGUGGGCAACUGGUCUGAGUGCUCGGUGACCUGUGGGAACGGGACCCAGAGGCGCCCGGUGCACUGCAGCAACAGCACUGGGACCCCGUGUGACCCUGCCCAGAGACCCAGCCCCGAGAGGGUUUGCUCCUUGCCACAGUGCCACCAGAAAUGGGACAGCACAGACUGGUCUGGCAGCGGCUCCUCCAGCAGGGAGGUGUUUAAUGAAAUCCAUUACAUCCCCAGCAGCCACGUUCCUAAAUUUAACCCCUUAAUCCCAAACGUCCCGGAGUCCAACGAUGUCAACGUCAUCACGGAGGAGGACUUCUCAGCCAGGAAAGGAAAUGUCUUUGUUGAUGAUUUUUACUAUGACUAUAACUUUAUCAACUUCCACGAGGAUCUGUCCUACUAUCCCUUCACGGAGAAGGAGAGCAAAGGCGAGGAGCCAAAGGCAGAGCUGAGCACUGAUGGCACGGAGGGGCCCUGGGAGCUGCCCACCGAGGCCCCGCUCACCCCCAGGCUGGGAGGAGAGAGCCAGGAGCAGCCAGGCCCUGAGGAGGAGCACACUUCUGCCCCUGUGCACAGGAGAGACACAGAGCCCGGGGAUUUAGCCACGAAUGACCUCCUGAGCGUGGUCCCCGAGGAUGUGGGAUCAGCCACUCCCCGAUACACCACCCCUGGCUUUUUGGGUGAGGAGGAGGAGGAUAUGGUGCCUGUGCCUCACUCUGAGCACCACCCGCCCACCCAGAGCUCCAUGAGCCAUGACUCUGCCAACCACGGCCACCCAGGGCCCUGGGAUGAGCCCCACAGAGCUGUGCCCAGCAGGAGCAGCCUUGGGCAGGAUGUCCCCGCUCCCUGGGGUCCCCACCCAGCUGAUGUGGGCUGGGGCAGUGCCCGGGUGGAUGUGUCCCUUGGGCCAGCAGCACGGGGCAGCAGCAGCGAGGGCCGUGUGAGCACACAGGGACAUGGCACAGCUGGGUCUGCAGGGAGAGGCCACGGGGACUCCAGGGAAAUGGCUCUGGCCACCAGCAGUGACGUUCAUGGUGCAGCCCCGCAGCCCACCGAGCAGCACGGGUGGGCAGGGAUGCCAGAGGGCACGCUGGACACGUGGGCAGGAGGGCAAUCCCAUGGCAUGGAGAGGGCAGAUCUUGCCUUGCCCACCCUGCAGGCCUCAGGCUGGGAGGUGGCAGGGAGUGCUGGCAGCACCCCCCCUGCCGUGAGUCCCCCUCCUGUGGGUGCUGAUGGGGCCCCCGUGGGACAGGGAGGGCACCAGCCAGCGCUCCCCAGUCCCACAGCCCCCACCUCAACCCCCUCGGUGGCCACAACAGCCCCUCCAGUGUCCUUGUCCCCUGCCAUGCCCAGGCCAGCCACCCAGCUCACCUCCAGUGGCCUUACCCAGCAGGAUGUCCUGGGCCCAGCCAUGGCCACAGCCCCAGCUCAUAGCCCACCUGCCCACACUGCAGGGCCCCCCCUGGCAUGGGGGACAGAGGGGGUGUCCCAGCCCCCGGAUCUGGCAUCGCCCCGCACCAUGACCUCCCAUGGCACCCCGCUCAGCAUCCCUGCUCUGAGGGACCCCUCACCAUGGGCACCCCCAGGGACAUCAGCGAGGGACCCCUCACUGUGGGCACCCCCAGGGACAUCAACGAGGGACCCCUCACCGUGGGCACCCCCAGGGACACCAACGAGGGACCCCUCACCGUGGGCACCCCCAGGGACACUUGCCUCCAGUGACAGAGGGCAGGAGUUGUCCCAGCCCAGCCCUUUGCCCCCCUUGCUCUGGGAGAAGAGGCUGGAGGAGGAGGAGGAGGAGGAGGCUCUGCUCCCACCAUCACCCCCCACAGCAGCCACUGCCAAGCCCAGCUGGGAGGUCGGGAACUGGAGUGAGUGCUCGGCCACCUGCGGCCUGGGCGCGGUGUGGCGGCCGGUGCGCUGCAGCAGUGGCACUGACAGUGGCUGUCCCGCGGCCGACAGGCCCGUCCCCGCCCGGAGGUGCUCCCUGAGACCCUGCUCGGCCUGGCGUGUUGGCACCUGGAGCAAGUGCUCCAGGAGCUGCGGUGGUGGCACCAAGGUGCGGGACGUUCACUGCGUUGACACCCGGGACCAGCGGCUGCUGCGGCCCUUCCACUGCCAGGCGGGGCUGGCACAGCCCCCGGCACAGCUGCCCUGCCACAGUGCCCCGUGCCUGGACUGGUACACGUCCUCCUGGAGAGAGUGCUCGGAGCCCUGUGGCGGUGGGGAGCAGGCCCGGCUGGUGACGUGCCCGGAGCCAGGCCGCUGCGAGGAGAGCCUGAGGCCCAACAGCACCCGGCCCUGCAACAGCCAGCCCUGCACCACCUGGGUGGUGGGCUCCUGGGGACAGUGCUCGGCUCCCUGCGGAGGGGGCAUCCAGCGGCGCCAGGUGAAGUGCAUCGACACCAGGACCGGGGUGGCCGAGGAGGACAGCAGCCUGUGUGACCACGAGCCAUGGCCAGAGAGCACCCAGAAGUGCAACCCCCAGGAGUGUGAUAGCUCCGAGCCAGGUGUCCCCUGCGAGCGCGACCGCCUGAGCUUCGCCUUCUGCCAGACGCUGCGGCUGCUGGGCCGGUGCCCCCUGCCCACCGUGCGUGCCCAGUGCUGCCGGAGCUGCCAGCUCGGGCUGCCAGCGCCCGGCCACCAGCGCGGCCACCAGCGCCUGUCCCGCAGGUGACAGCACCGUGCCCAGGCUGCCGGGCCCGCCGCGCUCCGUGUGCCCGGGGCUGCCCGGCUCUGUAACUCGUGCUACUCUAACGGUGCUCAAACCAUGCCUGGGGCUGGGGCUGGGCUGCUGCCCACCCACAGUCCAGGGCAUCCUGCCGGGGGCACCCUGCCCCGCAGCAGAGGGAAAGGGGAACUGAAAGCAGCAAUAAUUUGGGGAAGACCUCUCAGAAAUGCUUAUGGUGCUAUCAUUUGACGUUUGCAGCCUCUCGAAGGUGUUGGCUGGCCAGCACAAACCUUGAUUUUUAUUAUUAUUUUUGUAUCUCUGAGGUGAGCAUCCAGCAUUCCACCGGCUCUGCUGACCCUUUGGGGUAGGGAUUUUUUUUUUUCCUUUAAGGGACUUGAAGCUGGCAACCCACUCCUGUAAUUUUCAUUAAAAUGUUUACGCACUGAAGCUAAAUAGAUUUAAUUUAAGAAGUGGAGGCAGGGCAGAGGAAUAAAGCUUCAGCUUCAAUUGGGGCUGUGCAGGGCUCUGUCUCCCCAUUGCUGGCUUCCUCUGCAAAGCCAUUGCUGUGUCCCUCUGGAGCAGAGGGCACCACCAGGGACACCGAGGUUUGGAGUCCACCAGGGCAUUCCCUUGCAUGCAUUUGGGCAGGAGAGGGAAGCUGCCCUGGCAGUGAGUGGCACAUCCCCUCCCUCGUGGGCAGCCGAGUGCUCAGUCCCUAGAUUUCUGUACGUGUAGCAGUGUAAUGCUUGGUUAAGGUGUUUUUCUGUGGCCUUACGGGCUGAACCCUUUUUUCCCUGCUUAUCUAGAUUCUCCUCUGUUAAGGUUAGAUGAUUUUUAACUAGAAUAUCCAAUUUACUCUGAGGCACAGCCCCUACUGCCUGAUCCCAGAGCGGUGUGGGAACAAAUCGCUCCCUGUCUCGGGGAGGGAUUCCUGCCAGGUUGGUCUCUGGAGGAGGGCAGGAGCGUUUAGGUAGGAAUUCCUUUCCCUAUUACUCUUCAGGCUGUGGAGGUGCCCAAAAACUGGGGGACGCUGAAGGGCAAUCCUCCCUGCAUGGGCAGAGUCAGGCUGGAGCCCAUCCCGGGCUGCAGAGUUCCAGGUGCAGCUCCCUGGGCUGGCGGGGGCAGCAGCACUCAGCCCGAAUUCCUGUGUGUGAUUUGUAUGUAAAACACAAGCCAUGACCUCGCCGUUUGUGCUUUAUUCCGUUCCAAGGUGGUAUAAAGUUUUUAUGGUCCAAGAACCUGUGUCCAGUCCUGGUUUCCCUGUCCCCAGCACCAUCUGUCCCUGUCACCCUCGCCGGAUUGCAAAGGGACGACCCGCGUGUUGGGGUCUCAUGGCCACAGCUCACAAAGUGUGUGAAAUUAAACACUUACUGAAGGAAGCAGGUGCGUUUCACAUUUUCUCUUCCCCUGGGGAAUUCUGAAGGUUUUCAGCUAAUUGGAGAUGGUUCAGGCCCUGGCAGCAGGAAGGAAAGAUCAGUUUGCAUCUGAAAAUCAUUCGCAGCUGCCCUUUGCAACUGGGAUUUGUUGAUUAAAACAUGAGCCGGGUUGAUGGGGUAAAUCAGUUCUGCAAAUCAAUUUAUUUGUACUCAGGACCUGGUGAGCCCCUCCUGCAGUGCCUCUCCACGUGCAGGGUCCCAGCUGUGGCUGAGGGCACGGGAUAAUCCUUCCUGGGGGACACCAGGACAUUUUUAGCCACAUAACAAGCAUGGAAACUGUAUUAUCAGUGACAAUAAAACACAUCUGGCUUAAA
Molecule: messenger RNA, 7237 nt
Organism: Serinus canaria (Common canary)
Lineage: Eukaryota; Metazoa; Chordata; Aves; Passeriformes; Fringillidae
Gene: ADAMTS7
Product: ADAM metallopeptidase with thrombospondin type 1 motif 7
Exons: 24
Coding region: 1-5493 (1830 amino acids)
Biological process (GO): extracellular matrix organization; proteolysis
Cellular component (GO): extracellular matrix
Molecular function (GO): metalloendopeptidase activity
Source: RefSeq, a predicted model, not a curated record